UGGCCCGAGGACCGGAGCAUGGAGUCCGCAAACGUGUCGUCGAGUCUGUUUGGCAACCUGUCCACUGCGCUGCGGGCGGAGGCGCGUCUCUCCGCGGAAACGCGUCUGCUGGGCUGGAAUGUGCCGCCGGAGGAACUGCGUCAUAUUCCCGAGCACUGGCUAACUUAUCCGGAGCCGCCCGAGUCGAUGAACUACCUGCUGGGCACGCUCUACAUCUUCUUCGCUUUGAUGUCGAUUGUGGGCAAUGGACUGGUGAUCUGGGUCUUCUCGGCAGCCAAGUCGCUGCGCACUCCCUCCAAUAUACUGGUCAUCAAUCUGGCCUUCUGCGACUUCAUGAUGAUGAUCAAGACCCCGAUAUUCAUCUACAACAGCUUCCACCAGGGAUACGCGCUUGGUCAUCUGGGAUGCCAGAUCUUUGGCAUCAUUGGCUCCUAUACGGGAAUCGCUGCCGGUGCCACGAACGCGUUUAUAGCCUACGAUCGAUUCAAUGUGAUCACGCGACCCAUGGAGGGCAAGAUGACGCAUGGCAAGGCCAUUGCUAUGAUCAUAUUCAUCUACAUGUACGCCACUCCUUGGGUGGUAGCCUGCUACACGGAGACUUGGGGUCGUUUUGUGCCGGAGGGUUAUCUGACCUCCUGCUCCUUUGACUAUCUGACCGACAACUUUGACACGCGCCUCUUCGUGGGCUGCAUCUUCUUCUUCAGCUUCGUGUGCCCCACGACGAUGAUCACGUACUACUACUCCCAGAUUGUGGGCCAUGUGUUUAGCCACGAAAAGGCACUGAGGGAUCAGGCUAAGAAGAUGAACGUGGAAUCUCUGCGCUCGAACGUGGACAAAAGCAAGGAGACGGCGGAAAUCCGGAUAGCCAAGGCGGCCAUCACCAUCUGCUUCCUGUUCUUCUGCUCGUGGACGCCGUACGGAGUUAUGUCGCUGAUUGGCGCCUUUGGGGAUAAGACCCUUUUGACGCCCGGAGCCACAAUGAUUCCCGCCUGUGCCUGCAAAAUGGUGGCCUGCAUCGAUCCGUUCGUGUACGCCAUAAGUCACCCCAGAUACCGCAUGGAGCUGCAGAAGCGAUGUCCCUGGCUGGCGCUCAACGAAAAGGCGCCGGAAUCGUCGGCUGUCGCCUCCACCAGCACCACCCAGGAACCGCAGCAGACCAGCGCCGCCUAAUGCAAAUUCCCGCCCACCAGCCAGCACGCCCAAAAAUGCUGACAAUGAUGAUAAACUGAAACGGCAACGAACUCGUAAUACCAAACCAGGGAAAAUUGUAUAAAUCUUUCACGGAGUUUCAGCAAGAUGGCAAGGAGUUAAAAAUGUUUUCUUGUAUGAUUUGUAGUCACUGUUUUGUUUAUCAAAGAAAUAUAGUAAAAUUACAGCAAACUAUGGAAAAAAGC
Molecule: messenger RNA, 1394 nt
Organism: Drosophila erecta
Lineage: Eukaryota; Metazoa; Arthropoda; Insecta; Diptera; Drosophilidae
Product: opsin Rh3
Exons: 1
Coding region: 19-1170 (383 amino acids)
Biological process (GO): G protein-coupled receptor signaling pathway; visual perception
Cellular component (GO): membrane
Molecular function (GO): G protein-coupled receptor activity
Source: RefSeq, a predicted model, not a curated record